AUGGGGCGGGACAGAGGGGGAGGGAAGAGCAAUGAUUGGUUUUUUAUGCAAGUUUGGGCGAUAGUGAAGCCAACUUCAAAUUCGGAGAAGGGAAGAGAGUGGUUUGGGGAGUCCGGUUCAGAAUUACAAGAGCAAGACUCAACAAUCACUAAGUUGGACUUAGGUGAACCUGGUUCCAAAGAGUCAAACACAUUGUCUGGUCCCGCUUUAGGGAAAGUGGAGGGGCCAAGAUUAUGGACUGGGGAAGGAAUCGGGCCUAGUAAGGAGGGGUUGGGUGGAGCCUCGCCAAGAGGAGGUGCCGAGUCCGAGGGAGUUGGGUUCGAGGCAAGGGAGGAGAGGUUGGGUGGGCUAGCGGGAGGGGGGAUUGGAAGAGAAGAAGAAGUGGAAGAAAUAUGA
Striga asiatica is the source of this 396-nucleotide messenger RNA. Lineage: Eukaryota; Viridiplantae; Streptophyta; Magnoliopsida; Lamiales; Orobanchaceae. The record is from the annotation of a GenBank genome assembly.